AUGGGGCGGCGGCGGCGGCGGGGGGCGCUGGCGGAGCCGGCGGGCGGCGGGUGCUGCUGCUGCCUGGCGGCGGCGCUGCCGCUGCUGCUGCUGCUGCUGCCCGCCGGGUGCCCGGUGCGGGCGCAGAACGACACGGAGCCCAUCGUCCUGGAGGGGAAGUGCCUGGUGGUGUGCGACUCCAGCCCCUCGGCCGACGGCGCCAUCACCUCCUCCCUGGGGAUCUCGGUGCGCUCGGGCAGUGCCAAGGUGGCCUUCUCGGCCACCCGCAGCACCAACCACGAGCCCUCCGAGAUGAGCAACCGCACCAUGACCAUCUACUUCGACCAGGUAUUAGUUAAUAUUGGCAACCAUUUUGAUCUUGCUUCCAGUAUAUUUGUAGCACCAAGAAAAGGAAUAUAUAGUUUCAGUUUCCACGUGGUCAAGGUCUAUAACAGACAAACCAUCCAGGUAAGUUUAAUGCAAAACGGCUACCCAGUGAUUUCAGCUUUUGCAGGGGAUCAGGAUGUCACCAGAGAAGCAGCCAGCAACGGGGUCUUGCUCCUCAUGGAAAGAGAAGACAAAGUGCAUCUCAAACUGGAAAGGGGUAACCUCAUGGGAGGGUGGAAAUAUUCAACCUUUUCUGGCUUCUUAGUCUUUCCACUAUAAAAGAAGGCCAAAUAGGAGACAGAUUCAUGAGCUGGAGCAAAGAUUCAGUCGUUAACAACACCCUGAACUUGGCAACACAUGACAAUAUUUCCAGUCACCCUGUCAGACUGUCACAGUAGAAGAAUGAUAACCUUCUAAACUCCAAUAUUUACUUUGAAUAUUGACAAUUCCUUGGGAACCUGCGCCUCUAAUUAGUUUUAGACGACAGUGAUCUUUAGGAGAAAUGAAAUUAUCGACCUGAGCAAUUUGUACCUGUGAUUGUAAAGUCAAUUUUGGAUUUUAUUGUUGGGAUCGUUGACUUUCUUCUUCAAAUAUUUUUUCCCUCUCUUUAAUUUUUUCCCCUUUUCUUUCUCUUCUUGUUGUCCCAAUGAGACAAAUAACUCGGACCACACUAUUGCUUUGUCAAAGGCUCACGCCAGAGCCAGAAGAAUGAAGUAUUCAACUCAAUGAGGUGUUCUUUCCAUGCUUUAUUUCUUUGUGUUGUAUAGCCUUAAGG
Molecule: messenger RNA, 1141 nt
Organism: Cygnus olor (mute swan)
Lineage: Eukaryota; Metazoa; Chordata; Aves; Anseriformes; Anatidae
Gene: CBLN2
Product: cerebellin 2 precursor
Exons: 3
Coding region: 1-645 (214 amino acids)
Molecular function (GO): protein binding
Source: RefSeq, a predicted model, not a curated record